Trematomus bernacchii (emerald rockcod) is the source of this 573-nucleotide messenger RNA. RefSeq names its product C-type lectin domain family 6 member A-like. Lineage: Eukaryota; Metazoa; Chordata; Actinopteri; Perciformes; Nototheniidae. The record is from RefSeq and is a predicted model, not a curated record. The coding region runs from base 32 to 517 and encodes 161 amino acids. The transcript is spliced from 4 exons.
UGAAGAAAAAAGUUGACAUUUUUGAAAAGCAAUGGAGGAAAUCAAUGACGAUGUUGAAACUGUAAAACCCCUAACACUAAGAUCAGCAACAAUACAAGAAGGUCCCAGGAGAUUUCCCCGAGCGUCUGUUCUCGGUUUUGGGCUGCUGAGUGUUUUCCCGCUGGUUGUUCUCAUCGGACUCAAAGUCUACUGCCAUUACUCAGAUGGUGUUGCAGCUGCAGAUCUCUCCGCUGUCAAAGCAGACCUGUCCUCAGUGACUGAAGAGAGAGACAGACUGAAGGCCAACCUCACCGAAAAGACCAGAGAGGUGGACAGGCUCCAGAGUUUGAUGGGCAAGGAGAAAACGUGUCCUGAAGAAUGGAGGAAGUUGGGUAGUUCCUUUUAUCUCCUCUAUACUGAGAAAGCUUCUUGGGAACAAAGCAGACAAAACUGCAGAGCCGGAGGAGCACAUCUGGUGACCGUAGACAGUGAUGAAGAACAGGUAAUGUGUGCUGCUUUAACACUUGUGAUUGUAUAACUCCUGCUUUUAUCAAUCAAUAAUGUUUUUAUUGUACAUAUACUAGCAAAUGUGUC